AUGCUUAAGAUAUUGUUGCUAUGCUGUACAUGUUAUAUUCAAAUUUCAAGUGCUACCGAUGAAAGUGCAGGUGAAAAGAGUAAUUUGGAGUUGGAUCUUGUUCAAGUAAUUUUCAGACAUGGAGUGCGAACUCCACUAGAGCAAGAGGCUAAAUUCAUUAACAUUACCGAUCCGUCUAUUUAUGGAUAUGAUUUUGGACAGCUAACCAAAGAAGGGAUGAAGCAAGAGUAUGUGCUGGGAAAGUUGCUACGCGAGCAUUACAACGAGCACUUGGGCACUUACGAUAAACGAGACGUGGUGGCUGUUAGUACCCCCUCGCAUCGCACAAGAAUGUCCCUUGAGCUUGUUUUGGCGGGCCUUUUUCCCCCCACGCGAACGGAACAGUUGUUCCCCGAAUUGACCUGGAGGCCAAUAAGGUAUGAGAUAACAAACAGUACGGCAGAUAGUAUUUUGGCCCCACAUCAAAGCUCACGAUUUAUCAAACUGUACAAAAGAACCAUGGAACAUUCCAAAGAAUACAAAACAAGUUUGUCGAACCACACGGAAUUCAUAAAACACUUGGAAAACUGGACGGGUCAUUCCUACUUCGACGAUGUACUGUACUCUUGCGGAUGGACCGCCAUGUUGCUAGAAAUCCACAGGUUGUUGAACAUAACACUCCCGAACUGGUGCACCGAGGAGGUGCACCAAACUAUUGCCGUUUUACGAGAGUUGUUGUACGGCACCUUGUCUUUGACUGGAGAGUUGAGGAAAGUCAAUGGUGGCCCACUCAUAAGAAAAGUCAUUGAGAAUGUGGAGACGAAUGCCCAUGACCGGAAAAAAAUCUACUUGUACAGCACCCACGACUUGACUCUGGCUUCUUUCACAAGGGCCCAGUGCAUCAUCAACGCGUUCAAAGUCCCACCGUUCGGCAGCGCGUACAUCGUAGAGAGUUACAAAGACACGAUGGAUAAACGUUUCAUCAGGAUGUUGAGUUGGGACGGGGCGAGUGACCAUUUUGUUGAACUGGAAAUCGACAACUGCGGAAAAUAUUGUCCAGUUGACGAGUAUAAAAUUCAAGUGCAAGACGUUGUUCCUACGGAGGAAGAGCUGAAAUUUUUUAGUGCCUAUACCUCUGGAUUUUCCAAAACGUUACCAAAAAUCCAAUCGGUCAUAACGACAGCACUGAUAUCAUAUUCUUUGUCCACCUUUUGA
Messenger RNA from Copidosoma floridanum, 1194 nucleotides. RefSeq names its product venom acid phosphatase Acph-1-like. The record is from RefSeq and is a predicted model, not a curated record. Gene Ontology annotation, molecular function: phosphatase activity. Gene Ontology annotation, biological process: dephosphorylation. NCBI's taxonomy places the organism in Eukaryota, Metazoa, Arthropoda, Insecta, Hymenoptera, Encyrtidae.